AUGGCUGGUCAUAAAUUAAGUGGAGCAGCAAUUGCAACAAUGUCAUCAGUUGUAAUAUUGUAUGUAGCAAUCAAAUCACCAUUAAAAUAUAAAUGGGCAGAAGAAAAUAGAAUGAAUCCUAAAUCAGAUUUAGAAUUUAGAAAAUCUGCUCAAGAAUGGUUAAAUAAAAAUCAAAAUUUACCAAAAGAUAUAAAAUUAGGUACUUCUACUUCAAAUGGAUUUGAAACUUUUUGGCAGAUAUUAUCUUGGCCUAUUAGAGCUCCUUUUAUUGCUUAUGAUACUGUAUCAGGAGCUUUUACACCUAUAAAUAAUAGUAAACAAAGUAUAAGUAAUGGUAAUAGUAAUGAUGAAUAG
Messenger RNA from Lodderomyces pseudojiufengensis, 354 nucleotides. RefSeq lists its product as uncharacterized. Bases 1 to 354 code for a protein of 117 amino acids. The record is from RefSeq and is a predicted model, not a curated record. NCBI's taxonomy places the organism in Eukaryota, Fungi, Ascomycota, Pichiomycetes, Serinales, Debaryomycetaceae. The transcript has a single exon.